UACUAAUCGAUGGCAAAAGACCGCGAAAUUUUUCCCGAGGAAGUAGAAAAAUAUAAACAAACUCUGAGUUCACUUGUUUUGAAGUCACUUGAAAUAACUAUAACCAUAUGAACUGACUUAUAUUUUCAAAGGUUAUAAGUAUCGAUUAAUGAGCAUGUGAAUAUUACCGUGAAUAACAAUGUAAGGCGAAAUGGCAGCCUUCCAAAGUCCAAGGCCAACGCCACAUUUUUUUCAGGAGGUGCAAACUUUCUCCACGAAAAAGUCAAGAGGUACACCAAGAGAUCAGCUUCCACCAAGACCACCUGUGAAAAGUGCUCCACCUGUAAGCCGUAUUUUCCCACAUAGACCAGUGACAAGAGCUCAGAUUGUGUCCUUCAGAAGUUCAAAAACAAAUGACUCUGUAUUGAGUCCUGGGUACAACCAACAUAGUAGAGAUUUGUAUUUUAACCAGUGUUUUCAGGUGAUUUCACAACUAGGUGCUGGCUCUUUUGGUGAGGUGUUUAAAGUCAAAAGUAAGGAAGAUGGAAAGCUGUAUGCAAUUAAAAAAUCUCGUGAAAGAUUCAGGGGCCAGUCAGAUAGGAGACGGAAACUUGAAGAGGUAGCUAAACAAGAGAAGUUGCCACAUCAUCCAAACUGUGUAAAAAUACACAAGGCGUGGGAAGAAAGACAGCACCUUUAUCUGCUGGUGGAACUUUGUAAAACUAGUUUGAGUAACUAUGCCGAGGCACAUCAUGAUAUUAGUGAGCCGGUCAUCUGGAACUUUCUUGUAGAUCUUUUACAGGCAGUGAAACAUCUUCAUGCACAUAAUCUGAUACACAUGGAUAUUAAGCCUGAUAAUAUAUUUAUAUCAUACGAUGGUAUAUGUAAACUAGGAGAUUUUGGACUGGUCAUAGAUCUAUCAAAGGGCAAUGAUUUUUCUGAGGCUCAGGAAGGUGAUCCAAAAUACCUGGCACCAGAAUUGAUGGACGGGAAAUAUAGUAAGGCGGCUGAUAUUUUUAGUUUAGGAAUGACAGUGCUAGAGUUAGCCAGUGACCUUGACCUACCUAGAGGAGGAGAGGGCUGGCAUGUACUGAGAAGAGGGCAGCUCCCAGAUGAAUUCUUGAGAGAUAAAUCGUUUGACCUGAAGUAUGUGAUACGUCAGAUGUUGGAUCCUGCACCGAGUCAUCGUCCUACAGCUGAUCAAUGUCUCGCCUUCCCUUACGUCAGAAAGGUGCUAAAGAAGAGGAGGCGAGAGUACAUGCUUAAAAGUGCUAUAUCUACUGUAAAGUCUUCAUUAUUUCAAGUAUGGGAAUGGAUGUUGCUACUACUGACUUUGUUCACUAUUCCGUACAAUAAAAUACGUAUCCGAUACAGAAAGUCCACACAUUCUAGUAGCGUCUCAUCCAGCUUCAAUACUUCCGGACAGCUCGAUCAUAGCCUCUCAGAUGAUGAAUUAUUUCUAAAUGAUGUGAGUAUACAUAACAAUUCUAUUGGCGCUCCAUUUGAUACUUCAUCCUCGGACAACAGUUUCCAUGACGACAUACCAGUACGGCCUCCGGUCAGGAACGCGUUCACAACACCGGCUUUACGUAACCGACACUACAGCCACAUUCCAUCACCCAUGAGUUCCUCUCCUGUUGGACGAGUUUCUAGAGAUGCCUCUGUUCAUUCUGCAAGUCCCAUACAUCACCAGAAUGAUGACAGUGUGAAUAGUAGUAGCUUAAGCUGGAGUGACGAAGACCGACCUGUCACACCCACGUUACAUCUAAAUCCCGAGACAGAGGAAGCCGUUACCAUUAAAUCCAACAUUGAACCUAAAAAUCUGCUGGGUAUGUUUGAUGCAGCCAGUGAUGAGGAAGAUUAAAAACUUGGUGCUCCGGACGUUUAAUGAUUAAACAGGACUCAUACCAGAGUCUGAUAUGAAGCUUGAAAAUAUAUCAGACACAAAUUCAACAGACAAGAAAAUAUAUACAUGUAUCUGUAUAUAGGCUUUGUAAGCUAGAUAUUUAGUUUGUUUUCAAAGGAUAUGACAGAAAACGUUUGUUAAAUAUUUACACUUAAGUAUGUUAACUGGUAUCAUUAUUUAGAUUUCAGAAAUUGUAUAUGUAUUUUAUUAUUAUUAUUUUUUUUUAAUUUAAAGAAAAGAGAUAAAAAACCAGAUGUGUUCAAGAUAAUUGUAUGCAAUAUAUGUUGUAUUUCUUUACCAUUGGUAAUGGAUUUUUUUUUUGUCGGUCAGUUUGUAAAUUGUUGUAAUUGUAAAGGUUUUGAUAUUAUCUCAACCCACAAAGUGUUCAGAUGUAAAUUUUACUGUCAAAAAAAACUGCCAUAUUAUAUUUGUAUGAUUUCUUUAUAUUAAUGUUAGCUCAUUAUUUACAUUGUUUUCAAUUGAUUACUGUUUUUUUAUUGUUGUUAAUUUAAAUAAGGAUUGAGAGUGAUAAAGUUAGUUUUGUAAUAAGAUAAUUUGAUAUGUAAAUGCAAAGAGCUGGAAGGCCUAGUGGUUAAGGUGUCGGCCUAUCAACCCAGGGAUCAUGGGUUCGAGUCCUAAACAGGUCACAACCAUGUUUCUUCAAAUGACACCAGUACUGGUUGGUUCCAGGUAGCGGACUCGUAAGUGAUUAAUAAAAGUUGCAAGAACUUGUUCCGCAAUCAAGCUUAAAUAAAUGUGAGCCGUGUCAUGACAAAACUAACAUAGUGGGUUUGCGACCAUAAUGGGUCCAGACCAGUCUGCGCAGUCUGAUCAGGAUCCAUGCUGUUCGCUAUCAGUUUCUGUACUUGUAAUAGGGUUUGUAAGCAAACAGCAUGGAUCCUGAUCAGACUGCGCGGAAGCACAGGCUGGUCUGGAUCCAUGCUGGUCGCAAAUGCACCAUGUUGGUUUUGUGAUGUUUUUAUUUUAAGAAAUUGUUAGAAUAUCAAAAAGUAAUGUAGUGCACCAAAGAUUGAUUGUAGUACUUGAUGUAAUUAAUAAUUGUGAAAAAUGUUAAAAGUUAAACUGCUAAGUUUAGUCCUGAAAAAGGAAUAAAGUGUUGUUUUUUUUCUAAAUGCUUCCACUGCGACUCGACUCCAAUACAAAUUUCAUCCCAUUUUCAGGCUUAAACAAGACAAUAAAACUUUAAAACGUUUUUUUUUAAAUUAUAUCUAGUACUAAAGCCAAUUUUUGCUUAGUUACAUUAUUUUUUGAUAUUUAAACAAAUUCUUAGAAUAAAAACAUAUUUUAUAUUUGAGUUGACAGAAUAACAUUCUGAUUGGGAGCAUUUUGCAGGUGCGUGAUGACGUAGUAUCCUACCAUUUAGGUGCAUUUACUGCCAUUUUGUUGUGAUGAUUUUGUUCCUACUUUAAAGUGGAAAUAAGAAUAUUAUAUGUAAGCCAACUUGUGUAAGAUUUUAUCAGUGCAUUUAUAUUUUAGAUUGUUUACACGUGAUGUUAUAAAAUAUUUUCACUGUCAAUUUUUAUAGUAACUGCAUUUAAACGCUACAAUUAUUGAUCGGUUGUCAAUUGGACGCCAGCAGGAGAUUUCUUGUCUAGUCGGUAGUUACUUUUCCCGAUAUAUUGAGGAUAUUCAAGUUUUUUAUAUAGAUACAGAUUUAUUUUCAUGCAGUGGUUGAAAGUUAAUAUUUCAUGAGUGGCGAUUACGUUUUAAUAUUGUGUAUUGGUUAAAUUUAGAAGGAAGUAAUCCUGCAAGACACCAGUGAAAAUAUGGGGAAAAUGUUUCACUGCAGUGAAAAAUAAAUUUUUAGAGUGAUAAUAUGGAAAAUGAAAAUUUGCAUCUAAUUUCAUCAAUAUUUCUCAAAAUUUCCUUUAUUAAGUGUAUAAUAUAUUGAGUAUAUUUUAAAAUCUGCAUAGGAAUUAAUAUUUUGUAGUAGAUAGAAAAAUUCUAAUUCACAAAUUAAGAAUUUUUCAGAAAAUCCUCUGUAACCUUGUACAGGUUGACACAUUCAUGUGUAAACAACUUUAGAUUGAUAAGAAGUUUUCCCUGGAAAUUUAGGGAAUCACAUUAAAAAAUAUUGAAAGGUUUAUCCAAUUCCUGAAAUAGCAAAUGAUGGAAUUGAAUUUAGCAAGGGAUAUGAUAUAAAAUUGUUAAAAGUUGUUUCACUGAAGUGUACCUUUAUGUCGUUUUUACACAGUAAAGUCAUAGUAAGCCAUGGAAAUGAAUGUUGUUUAGUAAAUGGUAAUUAAUUGUUAUAGAAAAAGCUCAGUCACGUUGUACUUAUCUAAAUGGGAGAUGUCUUUCACGAUGAGAAAAUGGCGCUGAAUGUGAAAUAAUUUGUGAUAAAGUUAGCAAAAUUUGUAAACAGAGUGGCAUUUUGACUUAGCUAUUAACUGUACUAAUUGCCAAAAAUCAGCAUGGGGACAAAAAAAAAUAAUGGCUGAAUGGCUAAUGAGUAACUGUUUUUGAAACUGUUAAGUGACAUUAAAAAUAAAAAAGCUUUUGAAAAAUAAAUAAAAAUAAAAAGCUUUUGAAAUUUAAAAAUAGUAGCAUUUUUCAGGCUUUAAGGUAUUUUUUUGGCAAAUGUUGCUCAAGAUUCAAAAUGUGUUCAUUGACAAUGUGUUCUUAUGUGAUAUGUGAUAUUUGUAUGUACAUUUAUAACAUUGUAUGUAAUGUGUUAUCAACAAAAAACGAUGGGCGAAUUUAUAGGACCCUGGAAUAGCUUUUAGGACACUGCUUGAAUAUUUAAAUGCUAUGGUUAAUAUAAUCAGUGUUAUAGGGAGAAUAUUGGUAUUCAGUUAGCCUAUAGAUGCCAGUCCAGAUUUUAAUUUACCUACUUGUACUAAUUUUGACUCGAAUAUUGGCAGAGUAGAGAGCUAUUGCACGUUGCUGUCACACUAUGUUUCAAGUUUUUAUGUUCAAGUUGAAACCUCCAGAACUACUUAAGGUAAUCAGGAACUUGGUAAUGUGAGUUUUUCCCCAGCUAAUCUAAAGGUACAAACUAAAUUUUACUGUUAUAGCUUAACAGUGCACUACCCGUCACAAUAGAUUAGUCAACAUGUUUCCCUUAUUUUCGAAGGUGUAACUGUAAAAGUUUGUACCUAGAUUAUUAGUUGGGAAAAACCCAAAUAUUCUUAAUUCUGGAGUUGAAACUUCACACACUUAUUUGUGAGCAUAAUAGGUUUCUAUUCACUGCCCAUAACUUUAACAUAGAUUUUAACAGAAUUAUGGCCCCCUUUUUUGUGACAUACAAAAUUCUUUAUUAUCCCACAAAAUUCUACAUGACCCCAGCUUUUGUUAAACUUAUCAUAUUCAGUGUUAACUUUUCAAAUCAAUUCCUACUCCAAUGCAUUCUCGAUCUCAUUUUUUUAAUGCACCUGUCUUCACAAGUACCAUUUUUCUUAACACAUUUUUCCUUCUUUCUCUUCUGUGAAACCUCACUUGAUAUGUAAAAAUCAGAAUCUACGUUUUCCUCAUCCAUUAAACUUGCAUUUAAGAUAUUCACAAUUGUGAAGCUGCUGACAGCACAGUGCCUUCACCUAAUAUAAUAAAAUAAUGUAGACUUUCCUGUUAGUAAAAGUUAUUUGGCAAUAACAAAUAUGAUAAUUGUACAUUUACCAUAUGCUAUGUUACGAAUGAAAAUAAAACUUAAGAAAUUG
Messenger RNA from Ruditapes philippinarum (Manila clam), 5562 nucleotides. RefSeq names its product membrane-associated tyrosine- and threonine-specific cdc2-inhibitory kinase-like. The coding region runs from base 191 to 1843 and encodes 550 amino acids. The transcript has 16 exons. The record is from RefSeq and is a predicted model, not a curated record. Gene Ontology annotation, biological process: protein phosphorylation. NCBI's taxonomy places the organism in Eukaryota, Metazoa, Mollusca, Bivalvia, Venerida, Veneridae. Gene Ontology annotation, molecular function: protein kinase activity; ATP binding.